GUUAUAAGAGAGAAUUAGGUGUUCUGCUCUGUCCGAGGCGUCCGUCUGUGGACGGCUUUUCGUAUAUAAGGGGGAAGGGAGGAACGGAUCUCAUACCUCAUGUUCCGGCAGCACAUCAACCUGAUAUCUAACUACUCCUCGACUCUCCCCUCGAGAUGCAGUUCUACGCGAUCUUAGCACUCUUUGCCGUGGCCAUGGCCGCCCCGUACGGACCUAAACCCGUCCCGUACGGACCUGAACACGGGCCCAACCCGGAAUGCAAGCCACCUGCAUACCGCUGCAAGCCUGAUCUCACGGGUUGGCUGGUCUACGGCGUGAACGGCCGCUACUUGGACGGCGGAAGUUGCCCGCUGAAUACGACUUGCCAGCAUAUCAACAACUUGCCCUACUGUAUCGAUGAGGACGGAGGGCACAGCGGAGGGUACGGCGGAGGGGACGUGGGGAUUCUCACCCCACCCAUGACAAACAGGACGAAGGGGGUCUCCGAAAAGAAGGGAUUGGGGAGAAGGCAUUAGACAUACUUUCUCUGUUUGCUGUUUCGCUGUCCAUCGUUAGGUUCGGUUUACGGACGUUCAUUUUAAGAAUGACCUAGGUCAACACGUAGCAGCAAAAUUUCAUACCGUGCGGGCUGUCUCGCGAUGAUUAAAGUUAUCCCGGCCGGUUCUUAAUUCUGUACUUACCUACCUCGGAUACGAUAACGAGUUACAAACUUAACCA
Durotheca rogersii is the source of this 717-nucleotide messenger RNA. RefSeq lists its product as uncharacterized. NCBI's taxonomy places the organism in Eukaryota, Fungi, Ascomycota, Sordariomycetes, Xylariales, Xylariaceae. The transcript has 2 exons. The coding region runs from base 156 to 515 and encodes 119 amino acids. The record is from RefSeq and is a predicted model, not a curated record.